This is a messenger RNA of Amoebophrya sp. A25, 1131 nucleotides long. Lineage: Eukaryota; Dinophyceae; Syndiniales; Amoebophryaceae. The record is from the annotation of a GenBank genome assembly.
CACGAAAAGCGGACCGCGUCGCGCUUUAUGCUUGUGGUCCUUGGUUGGGAGUCCGUUUUUCGUGGGAACCUACCCACGAAAAGCGGACCGUGUUGCGCUUCAGGUUUAUAGUCGUCUUGAUGAAGAUGUUAGUGUUACAGCUUAGGUGUGAGGUAUUUGCUGGCGGUAGGCAUCGUCUCGAGUGAAGCGCAUGGCUUGGCCCGGCGUCCGUUUUUCGUGGGAACCUGUGAAAAGCGGACCGCGCUGCGCUUUAUGCUUGUGGUCGUCCUAAUGAAGAAGAAGAUGCUACCCGUACCCGCGAGGCGUGAGGUAUCUGCUCCUGCUGGUGGUGUCGUCUCUACUGAAGGGAGUGGCUUGGCCCGGCGUCCGCUUUUCGUGGGAGCCCAUGAGGCAAGGGCUGGGGGUCGUGUUGUUCGUUAAUUAUGCUCGUGGCUGUCGUGGAGAGCCUUUCUCCACUAGGUGCGAGGUAUCUCUAUCUAGCAUCUGCUGCUGCUGCUGCCGUCAGUUCUAGCGGAGGGGAGCGCUUGGCUGGGAGUCCGUUUCUCGUGGUAACCCACGAAAAGCGGACCGCGUCGCGCUUUAUCCUUGUGGUCCUUGGUUGGGAGUCCGUUUUUCGUGGAAACCCACGAAAAGCGUACCGUGUUGCCCUUUAUGUUUGUGGUCGUCUUGAUGAAGAUGCUACAGCUGAGGUGUGAGGUAUCUGCUGGUAGGCAUCGCCUCGAGUGAAGCGCACGGCUUGGCCCGGCGUCCGUUUUUCGUGGGAACCCGUGAAAAGCGGACCGCGCUACGCUUUAUGCUUGUGGUCGUCCUAGUCCUAAUGAACAGGAAGAAGAUGCUACCUGUGAGGCGUGGCGUGUCUGUUGGUGGUGUCGUCUCUAGUGAAGGGAGUGGCUUGGGCCGGCGUCCGCUUUUCGUGGGAACCCACGAGGAAAGGGCUGCGGGUCGUGUUGUUCGUUAUGCUCGUGGCUGUCGUGGAGAGCCUUUCGCCAUUAGGUGCGAGGUAUCUCUAUCUAGCAUCUGCUGCUGCUGCUGCCGUCAGCUCUAGCGGAGGGGAGCGCUUGGCUGGGAGUCCGUUUUUCGUGGGAACCCACGAAAAGCGGACCGUGUUGCGCUUUAUGUUUGUGGUCGUCU